This is a messenger RNA of Alosa alosa (allis shad), 1405 nucleotides long. It is a transcript of the gene rbp5, whose product is annotated as retinol binding protein 1a, cellular. The coding region runs from base 461 to 877 and encodes 138 amino acids. Gene Ontology annotation, molecular function: fatty acid binding. NCBI's taxonomy places the organism in Eukaryota, Metazoa, Chordata, Actinopteri, Clupeiformes, Clupeidae. Gene Ontology annotation, cellular component: nucleus; cytosol. The record is from RefSeq and is a predicted model, not a curated record. Gene Ontology annotation, biological process: fatty acid transport. The transcript has 4 exons.
UUGAUAUUAAUUCAUCUGGUUCUUUUGGAAGCCUGCCCGAACAGGACGGAUUAUCCAGUUUUUUCACUCUCUUGCCAACACAGAGCUCCACCGUGCAAUGACAGGGAGGGGUUAAACUGAUUCGGAGGACUGGGUAACUUAAGACGUUUGGGGACGUUUUACUUUAACGAACACUCUGGGUUGUCGGCUGAGUGAGUGCAGAGUGCAGUGCAGAGUACAACGAUUCAUUUGGUUUGAGGCACUGCUUGGGAAAACGUAAAGCAACUUUUCCUUGUAAGAUACAAAGGCGGUUUCCUGCGGUGCGUCUCAUUUUAAUAUAAAAUGCGGUAGUACUGUCCUGGCGGAAACGGAGAUUGCAGAUCCAGAGUAAGGAUAACAAAAGGAAAGGUCGCGUGUCAGUGCAACAGGUAGAAACGUUUACUCCGUUCGUCUAAGAGAGAAACACACCAACUGUAUCAACAUGUCCAAAGCCAACCUCACAGGGACUUACCACAUGGUAUCUCAAGAGAAUAUGGACGGUUACCUCGCAGCUCUAGAUGUGAACUUUGCGCUGCGGAAGGUGGUGUGUAUGCUGAAGCCCACCAAACAGAUCCAGCACGAGCCCAGUACAGGACACAUGGCUAUCAAAACCGUCACCACCUUCAAGAACUUUGACAUGGACUUCUACCUGGGCAAGGAGUUUACCGAGGACCUGGGGGCCGUCGAUGGACGCAAGUGCCAGACGACAAUCGACUGGCAGGGGGAUAAGCUAGUGUGCGUCCAGGUGGGUGAAAAGCAAGGCCGAGGCUGGACACACUGGAUGGAGGGAAACAAUCUGCACCUGGAGCUAAGAGCAGAGGGGGUGACCGCCAAGCAGGUUUUUAAGAAGGCCGAGUGAAUGUGGGGGGGUCCUGGUCAGAUAGUUGCCAUGGCAACCAGCGCUCUGGCGGCCAUGGCGCUACACAGAGACUGAAGCCUCCCCGACAGACGUUUAAAGUGAUAGCAUUAGCAUAGUCUUUAUUUUAUUUUUAAAUGCAAAGGUAGUGGAGGACAUUAGCCACUCCUCCUCACCCAGUGCGAUGUGCAAAUGGCCCUGCCUGGUGUUGGGGAAUCUGAUAAAUGAAAAUAUCACCCUCUAACCACGAUAUCUCCCAAAUGGCCGCUGGCUCUGGAACAGGUCUGCUGGACUGGAUCUGGGCCGCAUCUGUGCCAGAGUCAGACGGUUGUCUUUAGUGCCGUUUCCUCCACCUGGAUGCAGAUGAAGUGCCCUAAUCUUCCUGAUCGCAACCGAUCCAGUCCGGUCAGGAAGUGGAGACGGCUGACUCAUAUGGCUGACCUGCUCCUGCACUCAACUGUCCCCCGGGCAGUUCGUCCCCCUAGUAAUGUGGCUAGUUUACAUGCAUGCAAAUACACUAUUACGACAACA